Biomphalaria glabrata is the source of this 657-nucleotide messenger RNA. Its product is annotated as CD209 antigen-like protein A. NCBI's taxonomy places the organism in Eukaryota, Metazoa, Mollusca, Gastropoda, Planorbidae. The record is from RefSeq and is a predicted model, not a curated record. The transcript has 4 exons. The coding region runs from base 58 to 657 and encodes 199 amino acids.
CUGUUGCAGUCGAUACAUCUAAGUCAGCACACGCAAAACUUUGCUGACCUGUGGUCAAUGGGUGUGGAGCUGACCACUAAAGAUAAACUGGAAUGCGCAAUGUACUGUCUCCAAAACCAGACUGGUUGUCAAAGUUUUUCAUUUGAUCAACAGACAGGAACGUGUCGUUUAGGUUACUGUGUCAUCUCCUGGCCUAAUAGUACAAGUUCUACGGUACAGUUGUAUCAGGUACAGCAGCCCAAGUGUGAAAACACAUCAGGAUUCCAGGUCUACACCUCUGGUAACAUCAGCGCUUGUCUCUGGGUGUCUUUCGAAUGGAAAACAUUUACUGAAGCUGUAGAUGACUGCGCAGCAAUGAACGCAACCUUGAUAUCACUGAAGUACGCAGAGAAACUGGAGAUCCUGAGGAACAAUUUCUCCAUUUACACAUUCAUCGGACUUGAUGACUUGAUAACAGAGGGCACGUAUGUCUGGCACGAUGACCUAACUGUCAUACACAGUGAGCUCAUCCCGCAAUUAUUCCGAGAAGGGGAACCAAACAAUAACAAUGGCGAGGAAGAUUGUGUGUACUAUGAACCCGAUACAUUUGCCCUCAACGACGUCAUUUGCACAACAUACAGCAAUUAUAUUUGCGAAAAAUUGUGUUUUGAUUAUUGA